This is a messenger RNA of Penicilliopsis zonata CBS 506.65, 675 nucleotides long. RefSeq lists its product as hypothetical. Lineage: Eukaryota; Fungi; Ascomycota; Eurotiomycetes; Eurotiales; Aspergillaceae. The transcript has a single exon. The record is from RefSeq and is a predicted model, not a curated record. The coding region runs from base 1 to 675 and encodes 224 amino acids.
AUGACCUCGACACAUUCCGACGGGCAGACAAUCGUCCACCAGGACACCCUCGACGACAUCUUCGGCUCCUCUCCACCUCGCGGGGACGGGAUAAUUAAUGAUCAAGACGGUGGUCAAGGACUCCCACGCGAACAACAACAAGCUGCUCUUUCUGGCAACGUUGAACCUUCCGAUCUCCCCUCCCUUCGUCGCCAACACGUUACGGCGGGGUACCGCGACGGGGUGGCCGAAUCCAAGGGCCAGCAUAUCCAGGCUGGGUUUGAUGCCGGGUACGCCGUUGGUGCGCGGUUGGGGAUGCGCGCGGGGACGGUCAUCGGCAUCCUGGAGGGGAUUGUACGCGGGUACGAUGGGAAGAACGGGACGAUAAGGAAACAACAGCCUGGCACGGCGGGAGAGAGCACAGCAACAACGGAGGCAGCCAAGAAAACGCGCCAGGAGAAACGAGAGGAGAUCUUGCGUCGGUACAGGGCUGCCGUGCGCGAAUUGGACAUGCACGCUGUCUUUGCAGGGUCGGACACCCCCACUGCCGCACCACUGCAGGGAGACGAGAAAAGUGAGAAACCCGAGGUCCAGCUCGGUGCUAGGGGGGACGCGGUCGUGGCGAAAUGGGAGACGCAAGUCAAUGUCCCGCUGUGGGAGGCGAAUAUGGACACCCUGGAGAUGACCAAGGAGUGA